CUUGUCUCUGUGGUUGCUCAUUAUUCAGAGACAGGCGGAUCUCAGGUCAUCUGCAGCUGCAGCAACGGAGAAGCAGGAAAGAUGGCGAUCAUCCAUUAGACCGGACGCACGCAUGAAAUACAGGACAACUUUCAGGAAGAAGAUCGCUUCUCCACCAGAAGAAGACAUACCUGUUUCCCUGAUUUUCCAGGGAGUCCUCAGCGAUGGAGGUGCUACAGUGCGAUGGCUGUGAUUUCCGUGCUGAGUCGUACGACGACCUCAAGACCCACAUCCAGGAUGUACACACGGCCUUCCUGCAGCCCACUGAUGUUGGAGAGGGGGACGGGAGUCCCUGCCAGUCCAGGGCAGACUCUCUGAACUCCCCCAACCAGACAGAGGGGGAGGAAGAAGAGCAGAAUAAAUCUCCACAAACUGAAACGGACUUUUCAAGUUCAAACCAAAUGCCAUACAGCAAGUCAGCAAACCAUCCCAACAAAACUGCAAACCAGUUAUUCCAGUGCAAAAUCUGUGUUCGUUACUUCAGAUCAAAAUCUCUGUUGUCUGAACACACCAAGAAGGUACAUGGAACCUCACUAAGUGGCGGGAACUCACCUGCCUCCCAUACGUCCAAACAGUCCAACUAUAACAUCAUUAUCCAUGACAGUCUUGGGAAAGUGUUCUCCUGCCAGUAUUGUACAUACAAGUCCCCACGCAAAGCCAGGAUCCUGAAGCACCAGAAGAUGUAUCAUAAAGGAAAUCUGGACCCCCCAGAUUCUCUGUCUGAGGCUGUUGAUGACCCGGAGUCAUUAUCGUCCGAGGAACCCAGUGAGGAACUAUCAGAAGAUGUGGUAGAGCGUGGUAUCCUAGAGUCCAUGGUUAAACCUCUGGGGAAGUCAAGGGGAAACCAAGCGCUUCGAAGAGAGUGGUGUGACAACAUGAUGAAAAAGCACCGCAACAUGGUGAAAAUGAUCUCAACCAUCCAGCCGGGUGGAGAAGGAGAAGGAAGCGCAGGCUCUUCUAAAUCUGAUUCCCCUUCCUCCCCCAGAAGCCCUCCUAACUCCAAAAUGGUUUUCAAAGACCUGAGUGGUAAUGAAGGCUCCUCUGUAGUCAACUCCUCAGUUUUCAAGCUCAACAAGCCUGCCUCUGGGAUAUCACCCUAUCAGUAUUCACAGAUUCAAUCGGUUGCGCCCAACAGCACGGGAUCCUCCAUUUUGUCUGACAGGUCCACCUUCGUCAUGUCCGAUGUUUCCAACUCUGCCAUGGAGAUGGAUUUGAGCAUGCUUGAUGACUCCAGGAGCACGUCUGAGGAAGAUGAUGAGGAACUGGGUGAUGAGGAUGAUCCCAAUUACACCGACCCCUUGUCAACUGGGGAUUCUGCCAAGCAGCUUCUGUCCGAAGAGGAUAACAAGAUGCUGGAGACUAAAGGGAUACCAUUCAGAAGGUACAUGAACAGGUUCCAGUGUCCUUUCUGCUCUUUCCUCACCAUGCAUCGCAGAAGCAUCUCCCGUCACAUUGAGAACAUACACCUAUCUGGGAAGACGACGGUAUACAAGUGUGAUGAGUGCCCCUUUAUCUGCACCAGCCCUCUCAAGUUAGGCACGCACAAGCAAAGUCACUCCUCAGACUGGGACACCAUGGACCUGACCAGUGAAAGCCCAGGUCCUCAGAAUAACGAGACACCAGAAUCAGUGAACGGAGGAAACGUUGCUGCUUCCAAAGUCAAUGGGAAAAAGCUAAGUAAUGUGGGCAAUGAUCUAAACCAGCAAAAUCCUCACCGCUGUACACUCUGUAGCUUCUCGACAACCACGCUGAAAGGGCUGCGAGUUCACCAGCAACACAAGCACUCCUACUGUGACGACAUGCAAGCUGCCAGCUUGGAGGGCUCUACAAAUGAGCAACAGGACUCGGAAUUGGAAACAUUCUCCAGUUCUCUGAGCCAGGUACAAAAAACACAGACUUCAAUUCUAGGACUUGGAUCCAAAAAGCACUUAACUGGGAAAACUGCAAGGAAGUCCAUCAAUGAUCUACCUUUGGAUCUGUCCCCAGUCAAGAAGAGAACUAGGAUUGAUGAAAUUGCCAACAACCUUCAGAGCAAGAUCAGUCAGCAACAGGAGGAUUUGGUGAUUAAUCUGGAAGAAAUUGAUGAUGAAGAGGAAGGAGAGCUCAACAUGAAUGAAGAUGCAGGCAGAGACAAGGAAGAGAACAACGGUGAGAGUAAAAAUCAUGGCUACGUUUACAACAAGCUUUACGAAGGCCGGGUGGGUAAAAGAAAAAGAACCCUCACGUCAAAGCUAAGAAACAUUCCCAUUGCAAUGACACUCUCUGAUGAUGAGGACAAGGAGUCUGUUGAUCUUAAAGCGGAUCUCCAAGACCAGAGCAGCCAAGACAGCCGGGACACUUCUUUCCAGGAGAACCUUGACUAUACAGAGGACUCAGGGAUGGCACGAUUCUAUUGCAAGCACUGUGACUACCAUAACAAGUCAGCCCGCAGUGUGAGCACCCACUACCAGAGAAUGCACCCCUACAUUAAGUUUAGCUUUAGAUACAUUCUCGACCCUGAGGACCAAAGUGCCGUAUUUCGUUGUCUGGAGUGCUUCAUCGAAUACACCAACUUCAACAACCUUCAUGAGCAUUACAUGGAUCACCACCCAGAAGCCAGCAAUGUGCUGAACUUCAACCAGCCAGAUUUGGUGUACAUGUGCCGCUUUUGUUCGUACACAAGUCCAAACGUCAGAAGCUUGAUGCCCCAUUACCAAAGAAUGCACCCUGAGGUGAAAAUAAACAACGCUAUGAUCUUCUCGAGUUACAUGGUGGAACAGCAGCACAAGGGAGCAGAAUCUCAAACACUUAGAGAAAUUUUAAAUUCCGGUCCCAAGAGUUUCACAUGUAGCUCCUCCACUUCCACACCCAUGUCCUCGUCCAGUCCUGUGCUCAAAAGUGUUGCAAAGACACAAGAUUCAAGCUCUGAGACAGAGGCCCUGAAAGAGGUUGGUAAUGUUGUGGUCUAUGACUGUGACUUAUGCUCCUUUGCUAGCCCUAACAUGCACUCUGUAUUGGUUCACUAUCAGAAAAAGCACCCAGAGCAAAAGGCCUCAUAUUUCCGCAUUCAGAAAACCAUGAGAGUUAUCACAGUCGAUAGGCCACAGUCAGCAGGCAACUCUUCUUACAACAUCAAUAUGCCAACCCCUGCUAAGUCGCCAAGCGCCGCCAUGCCAUUUGGUACAGAUGAGGAGAUUUACUACUGUAAACAUUGUGUGUACAGCAACCGCUCUGUAGUGGGAGUUCUUGUCCAUUAUCAAAAGAGACAUCCAGAAAUAAAGGUGACUGCGAAAUACAUCAAGCACGCCGCUCCCACCUCUGGGUUGAUGAAACUAAUGGAUGAGCUUCAGAUUGCACCCCCAAAGCAGUUUCUCAAACAGUUCAACAACAAUGGAUUUGAUGGGUCCAGCAAUUCUCACGCUAGAGUUGUCACAGAGAAAGGAGAAGCAGAGAUGCUUUUCUUCUGUCAGCACUGUGACUACGGGAACCGCACUGUAAAAGGAGUGCUUAUUCACUACCAGAAGAAGCACAGGGAUGCAAAGUCCAAUGCUGACCUUGUACGCCGGCACACUGCAGUGGUCCGCAGUCAAAGAGAGCGAGCGCAGAUGGGCCAGUCAGGCACUGCCGCCUCUGCCAUAGCCCCUGCUGCUCCCACCGAGACCGAGGCAUCCUCCGGAUGUCUUCGCUCACUGAAGUGCAGGCACUGCUCUUAUACAUCUCCAUACGUUUACGCAUUGAAGAAGCACCUGAAGAAGGAUCAUCCUACUGUGAAAGCCACAGCCAUGACCAUUUUACACUGGGCGUACCAAGAUGGCAUCCUGGAGGCUGGUUAUCACUGUGAGUGGUGCAUCUACUCCCAUGCGGAACCCAACGGGCUGCUAAUGCAUUACCAAAGACGCCACCCAGAGCACAAUGUUGACUACACGUACAUGGCAAGCAAGCUGUGGGCUGGGCCUGAUACCACCACCUCCCAGCCAGGGGAGAACGCUGGUGACAGUAAGCACUACCAAUGCAGAGAUUGUGCUUUCGAGGCGUGCUCCAUCUGGGAUAUUACCAACCACUACCAAGCUGUCCACCCCUGGGCUGUCAAAGGGGAUGAGUCUGUACUAUUGGACAUAAUCAAAGGUCCAAGAUCCCAAGAGAAAGUCCACCCCUCAAUGGCUAAAGGACCACCUUUCACUUUUCUUCCAACUGCUCACGAUGAAGGACCAUUGGAUAUCCCUACCUCACCUCAAGAGCACCAACACCACCAAUACCAUCCCAGGCUCUCCCACACAAGCAACUCGAUCUCCAACAACCCCUACCAGUGCACUGUAUGUCUGUCUGAGUAUAACAGCCUACAUGGACUACUUACACACUAUGGCAAAAAACACCCAGGCAUGAAAGUCAAGGCGGCUGACUUCGCACAAGAAGCUGAUAUAAAUCCAAGUUCGGUUUACAAGUGCCGACACUGUCCAUAUGUGAAUUCACGCAUCCAUGGAGUUCUUACUCAUUACCAGAAGAGGCAUCCGUUGGUGAAAGUCACCGCUGAGGACUUUGCGGAUGACAUCGAGCAGGUUAAAGAUAUAACUGAAGUGGAUGACAAGUGCAAGACCCAAAGACAGGGUUAUGGAGCAUACAGAUGCAAAAUGUGUCCGUACACUCAUGGAACAUUGGAGAAACUGAAAAUUCACUAUGAAAAAUAUCACAAUCAACCUGCUUCAGAUAUGUUCAAGCCUUCCCUCGUGUCAUAUUCCACUGUGAAAGAUGAGGUGGUCGCUGAAUGCAGUGCCACAAGCGUAUCAUCAGAGGUACAAGAGGUUAGCGAAUUCAAACUUGCUCUCACCCAGUUCCCUAUCAACAAAGGAGAGACCCAUGCUGUGUUUAGGUGUCAGCUCUGCAAGUACUUCUGCUCAACCAGAAAAGGCAUAGCUCGACAUUACCGCAUCAAGCACAACAACGUCAGAGCUCAACCGGAAGGCAAGAACAACGUCUUCAAGUGUGCUCUCUGUUCAUACACCAAUCCCAUUCGCAAAGGCCUGGCGGCACAUUACCAGAAACGUCAUGACAUCGAUGCCUAUUACACACAUUGCCUGGCAGCCUCCAAGACUUUGACGGAGAAGCCCGGUAAAGUGGUGGUGCCCAUGGCAUCGGAGGCUGAAGGGUCGGAGCUGAGCGAGGAGCUACGAUUGGCUGUGGAGAGGAGGGAGUGUUCGCUCUGUGCGUUCCAGGCCUUCAGCAGGAAAAGCAUAGUUUCACACUACAUCAAACGCCAUCCAGGAGUCUUCCCCAAGCGGCAACACACCAGCAAGCUCGGACGCUACUUCACUGUGCUCUAUGCCAAAGAACCAGAACAUGUUGAAGAGGUAAUAGAAGUGGUGGAGGUUGAACCGAAGCCAGAGGGAGAGGUUGCCGAGUGGCUGCCUUUCAAGUGUUUAAAAUGCUUCCAGCGAUUCAGCACGGUGAAACUUCUCUCCAUGCACUACAACGACCAUCACAGUGGCAAGGACCACAAACAGGACUUUGUCAUCCACCCCAACCUCACGGAAGAUGGGACGGAGACAGAGCUCUAUCAGUGUUCCCACUGCGAGUUGAAGUUCCUGGGCCUUCCUCUCCUCAGCACUCACCUGAUGAACCAUAACGAGGAGUUCCAGAAGAGGGCGAUGCGGCAAGAGAGGAGGAAACAGCUCCUUUGCAAGCAGAAGUCAUCCGAGCCACCGGAGACAAAGCCUGAGAAACUGGUGAAUAAUGCUGACAAAGCACCGAUCGGCUACAGGUGUAACUUCUGUGUGGAGGUCCACCCUACUCUCAGAGCCAUCUGUAACCACCUGAGGAAACAUGUCCAGUACGGGGAGGUCAAAGAGGGCCAUGUCAAGCAGGAAGUCGCAGAUGUGCCGUUGUCCACCAUCCCGGCUGAGAGCAGCCUCACUAACGGGGAGGUGGAAGAGGUGACCAACAACUCUGUCAUGGAGUCAGUCCCCAAGGACCUGACGAUGGUGGUCGUUGCGAUGUGCCCGGUGGUCGCCGGGGCUGCUGUUGCCAUGGAGACGGCAGAGAUGGCAGUUGGGAUGUCACCGGUGGUUGGGGCGGCGGUGUUGCCCGUUGACCAGGUGAAGGAGAGGCACGGGGGACACCCGUGUGCCCAGUGCGACCGUGUCUUCAUGUCCAUGCAGGGGCUGAGGUCCCACGAGAGGAGCCACUCAGCCAUGGCCAUGUUCACCAGAGAGGACAAGUACAGCUGCCAGUACUGCCAGUUCGUCUCCCCCUUCAGACACAAUCUGGACAAACAUGUGCAGUCUCACCACAGGCACCACAAGCCAUUCAGAUGCAAGCUCUGUCCUUUUAAGUCUGCUUACCUGAGCCGAUUGAAGAGUCAUCUGCACAAAGCGCACCCAGGCGAGAACACGUAUAAGUGCUUGUCCUGCCCCUUCUCCUCAAUGACUAUCAGCCAACUGAAGGAGCACUCUCUGAGGGACCAUGGGCAGGCCCUGACCCUCCCCAAGCUGCGCGCUGGCACUACCACCCAUACCCAGUUUCCCCAGGCCGGCCACGACCCCCAGAUCAGGCCCUUCAGGCUGGGCUCAGAUCCUCACCAGACACCCCUGACCUCUGACCUUGACGGUGCUGGGUACCUGCAUGAGACAGUGGACGUGAGGCGGCAGCUCAGUCACUACCAGGUGGCGUCUCGUAGUCAUGUGACAUCCUCUAGCCCUACCGCCCGGCCCCAGGCUGCGAGCUCUGACACCCGGCCGGACGGCAUCCUGACCUGUGAGUUCUGUGAGUUCAGUUCGGGAUACAUGCAGAGCCUGAGACGCCACUACAGAGACCGACACGGAGGCAAGAAACUGUUCAAGUGCAAAGACUGCUCCUUCUUCACCUGCUCCAAGUCGACAUUCACCGUGCAUGUGGAAGCAGGACACACUGUGGUUCCUGAGGAGGGUCCCAAAGACCUACGCUGUCCCUUCUGUAUCUACCACACCAAAUACAAGAGCAAUAUGAUCGACCACAUCGUCCUGCACAGGGAGGAGCGUGUGGUGCCCCUGGAAGUGUCUCGCUACAAGCUGUCUCGCCACCUGGCCGGCGGGGAGUUCCACUGCCACAAGUGUACCUUCACUUGCUCCAGCGACCAGAGCCUGCAGCUGCACCUCACCAAGCACAAUGAGAUGAAACCCUACCAGUGCCAGCUGUGCUACUACGACAGCAGGCAGCGCUACCAGCUGGAGACACAUCUCCGAGAGGAGCACAAGGUGAUCCGUAACUUUGAGUUGAUGGGGCAGGUCAACCUGGAUCAGCUGGAUGCUAUCAAGGAGAGGAACAGUAGUGCCGAGGAGGAAGAGGCGAGAGAGAAGGAUGGAUUAGGAGCGAUGGAGGAAGAGAUUGUGGAGGAUGAAGUGGAGAUGGGGGAGAGUAUAGAUGAAGAGCUAGAGCAGGAGGAGGAGGAGGAGGAGAAGAGGAUUGAAGAGGAAGAGGCAGAGGCAGAAAAGCCAGCUCCAAAAGACGUCCCAGUAGUUUCCCCCAGCAGCAGCAGUGUGACUGCCUCCGCUGAGAAACGCUUCCCCUGUGAGUUCUGUGGUCGCUGCUUCACUAACAGCAUAGAGUGGGAACGGCACGUCCUCCGACAUGGCAUGACUGUUACCAACAGCAGAACAGACACUAGCACCACCCCCGCAAUGGACGCAUUAGCCUCAGCUCUGCCUUCUAUUGGCUCGUCGACCAUUGGGACGAUGACGGACAGAGGAUUGGACCUAUCUAGCAACGGCAUGGAAGUGGGGAAGGAAUAUGCCUCCGACCUAUUACAGAGUACUAACAAUCUGAAUGAGGAAGACAACAAAGAAAUGCUUGAAACCAAAAAAUGACAUAUAAGAAGAUGGAAGAGAAGAGUACUGGGGCCUAACAUUGUAGUCACUUUGCUAGAGACUAUACAUUAGGUUGGAUUGAUAUUGAUGUUGAUAUUGGGUUGGGUAUCAAAAAUAGGCUGCUAAAGAAAGAAAAGAAAAUUAUGGAAACAAAAAAGAAUUGUCACCUUUUGGAGUACUGUUAGAUUUUAAGUGUUACAUAUUGGAAACUAUAGGUUGUGUUACAUCCUACAUUUUUUAAAUGGCUGAACCUUAAAAUGAGUCAAUGGUCCCGUAGGACAGAUGUUAAUAUAUUGGUAACCAAUAGUGAAUGUUACUGUAAAGCACACAUUAUGGUCAAAUCUGCAGUUUCUACAGUUUAAAGUCCGAGAUCAUGUCUACUAACUACAAUAUUUUGUAGAAAGAAAGAGUGGGUCACAUUUCCCAAAAACGUGUUUGAAAUUGUGGGAAGAAAUGUUGGGGGAAUUUUCUUUUUAUAUAUAUGUAGAUAUACUGACCCCAAGUUCCAAACGAGGGAUUCUAUAAAUAUAGAUAACCUACUGUAUGAGCUACCACCUUCAGUUCCCUGACGCCCUUUUAACCUCACUGCUACCAACAAGAUCCUAAUAUACUUUUAAUCCCAUCAUCUAGUGUUGUAAUAUUGAGGGACAGGCCGUGUGUGAGAGAUGACUCACCAUGAUCUGGGCCUGUAGUCAUAAAACAUUUCAGAGUAGGAGAGCUGUUUUGCCUUUUAGAUCAAACUGAAUAUGAUUAUAUGGACAUGGGGGACCUGAUCCUAGAUCGGUCACUUUCCACCCCAUCCAUACUAGCUGUAAAACCACACAGUAGAACGGUUUCUGUGAUUUGACCCGGAUGAUAACUUUACAUUAGUUAACCUUUUUAUUUUUAGCCUUGUGUUAUUAAUCAAGUAGAAUAAUUCCUUGAGGAAUAGUUGCACCUUAUUUGUCUAUAGUAUAUUUCAAACUUUGAUUUGUUACAUUUUUAGAAUAUUGACUUGACUUUUGCCCCAAAGUUUAUAUAUAGCAAAUUGUUAUAUACAGUAGUACCCUUGAAUAUGAUAAAUAUGGCUUCGGCCUUAGGCAUUCCCAGCACUUCCACUCUUUAAUACAGCUUUUAUUGUCUUUUGUCCAUCCUCUGACAGUUGUAAAUUUGAAAGUGAACUGACACAAGUGUCCCCACAACAUGUUAACCAGCAGUUGAAUCAAUAAUGUUUAUUAUUGUGCCAUUGAUUGGUUUCCUUGUUAUUUUUGUUUAUUGAUAACAAGUCAGAUGUUGUUGUAAAACCUACACUGUAGUCUGUGACACAGUGCAUGUCAUCAAUGUCAGAAGAACAUAGAGGGAAUGCUGUACAUCCUGAAGCUAUAGUUUCUCUUUCUGACAUUAAACAUGGGGGAAAUGGAAUGAUGCAAGCAUAUAAUUCACCUCAUCAACAGAUAAUUGUGACAGCAUUUAUAAGAGAACGUGUAAGUACGCUAGAGAAACGGAUUAUAAAUGUGACUGACCAGCCAUGUGAAAGUACAACACUUAGGUGUUUAACUUACAUUUUGCAGUGUACAGUGCUGUGUUCUAUGAUUCUAUUAUUGUGUGUGAAGAUGAUUCUGAAGUCUGGUCUCCUGUAUGCUUUUUAGACUACGCUGUUUUGACAAAUAAGGCAGAGAUUGUAUAUGUUAGAAGUUGCUGCUCAAAUACCCCAAAGCCUUAUUAGAAUAAUGAAUAGCAAUUAUCUCAAGCUUCAUCAAUAUAAAUGCUUUCCUUCUAACACUGGUUGGUUGGAACCGAUACAAACCAAUACAAAGUGAUUGACAGUGUAUCUGUAAUAUGACUCCUUUGAGUCAUCAAAGGAGAUACGCAAAAACAAAACAAAAAUGGAAAUGUGCUCUUGGUACCAAAAUAUUUAGCUGGCUAUGUUUGCUACAAUGUUCUUUCCUGAGUAACGAACCAUUGUUACAAAGGGGGUUGGAACCCAGAGUAUAUAUGGCUCUGGCAAAAUCCUAGUCCCCUAUAGGGUGCAUUCCCAAGAGUCAUGCAUGUACGUAUGUGAUAUGCAGUUGUGUAUAGAAAAACAAACUACUUGUCAAGUGUUUGAAACUGUGGUGUUUCAGAAAGGAAAUGUUUACCUUUUUCCUUUUAGGUGUUGGUCUCAUAUUAAACAAAUAAACAAAAAUAGAUCAAGUAAAAACAUGAGAACCUUUGUGGAGUGAGCUGUUUUUCAGACUCCCAAAUCAAAAUGUUAUAAUAAGCUGUUGUACAACGUCUGGUUGAUAAGAAAUAUGUCUUCUUUUAUUUUGUACCUUUAAGAACAACAACAUGGGGGUGAUUUGGUGCUGAAUCUUUUACCCCUCCUCCUCCUCUCCUUUAAAAGGACUAGCUUAGCUUUUUAAACAUGAACCCAAUAGAGAAAUGUUUGUUUGAGGAAAUAAGCUUUUUUGAAGUGGGGUUAAUUUGGGAUUUUGUAAGGUGGUUGGAACUGUCCUGUCUCUCUGUAUCCCAAAUUGGUUGCUUUUCCAUUGUCCAUUUUGAAUAGACAUCUGUUAAAUACUCACUGUAUUCAGUGUCCCACUGUACCAUAAGGUGAUGGGACUUUGUUGGUCUCACCCCUUCCUCCCGCAUCCCAAUUGAACCCCUGCUCGUCAUAACACACUGGAUACUUGUAUGUAUAUAUUUAGUUUGUUUCCAUGAUGUUUCUCUCCUCUUCUUCUCUUCAGACUGUUCUCCAUUAUUUGACUACCUUAGAUUCUCCAUCUUGCCUUUCUCCUGUGAAAAUCUGAUUCCUGAUGGUGGGUUGUGAUAUUACCUAGAAUGAUUGUUUACAAUUGUAUUCCAUUUUAUCUCUGGAUAUUCUGUAAAUAUUGUAACUCAUUGUCUUUUUUUAACUUGUUAAUAAAGUUAUCAGAUAACGGUACUCUGUAGUUGUUGUUGUUGAUGUCAGGGAUUAUAGUUGCGUUAUGUUUGUUGUUUCCAAUCGGAUAUAGCUGUUUGUGUCUCUGUCACAAAUUCCCAGAAAUCGCAGGUCAAUCCGCGUAAUAAUUUUUUAUUUUGAACUGAAUGUAAUAUUUUAUGUUGUUCUUGUCUAUAACUGUUCUGUACUUUGUAAUGUAUUUGUAUGUUUUAUGUGGACCCCAGGAAGAGUAACUACUGUAUGAGCAGUAGCUAAUGUGGAUCCUAAUAAACUAAACUAAACCAUU
Oncorhynchus masou masou (cherry salmon) is the source of this 11038-nucleotide messenger RNA. RefSeq names its product zinc finger protein 462-like. Gene Ontology annotation, cellular component: nucleus. The record is from RefSeq and is a predicted model, not a curated record. Gene Ontology annotation, biological process: positive regulation of transcription by RNA polymerase II. Lineage: Eukaryota; Metazoa; Chordata; Actinopteri; Salmoniformes; Salmonidae.